Molecule: messenger RNA, 1473 nt
Organism: Oryza brachyantha (malo sina)
Lineage: Eukaryota; Viridiplantae; Streptophyta; Magnoliopsida; Poales; Poaceae
Exons: 1
Coding region: 1-1473 (490 amino acids)
Source: RefSeq, a predicted model, not a curated record
AUGGACGAGUGGGUCAUCCUCAGCGACGGCGAGAGCGACACGGCGGCGUGGGUGCUCGACGGCAGCGACGCCGCCUCCGAGGAAAGCGACCGCAGCGACGCCGCCUCCGUCGCUUCAGGGGACCAUGGUGGCGCGCCUUCCGACGGCGUCGAUCGCGCUUCACCACGGCUGAUCAUCUAUUGCGGCCCGGCGGCGGUGGAGCCGCCGCCUCCGGAGUUCAUGGAGGCGGUAAGCUACUCCUACGGCGAGGCGCUCUCCAUCGGAGGCGAGGAGAUCGAGUUGGUCCGCGACGUGGUGGCGUCUGACGUCUGCGCGACAACUGAUAGCAUCUCUGCCGUUGACGUCGCCGACGUGGUUGAGCGCACGGCGGAUGUCGACGAAGGCAGCGGGACCACAGAUCGCGUUGAUGUCGCCGACGUGUUCGAGCACACGAUGCAUGUCGACGAAGGCAACUCAGCCGCCGAUGGCAUCUCCGUUGUUGAAGUGCCACCAGUGGGAGUACCAGCCCCUGCGCCGCCGCCAACUUCCAGUGAAGUCGACGAUGAGCACGCGGACAGAUCGCCUCCGACGCCUACAGCAGCGGUGGCUGCACCGAACUCUACUUCUCCGCUGCCGAGAUUGUCCUUGUCCGUUGUCCCCGUCGACGAGGAUGAGAGCGCACCGAAGGUUACUUCUCCGUCGCCGGCGAGAUUGUCCAGUGAAGUCGACAAGUCCGCGAUCGACGACGGCACGGAGCGCAGAUCUGACGAUGUGCUUACUACUGCAGAAGUGAUCAAAGCCACCGCAAGCGACUCCGCCGGGGAGCACGCGCACGGCGGCCGAAGCUGCAGGUGCGCGCCGUUGGAGCACUGCCGUAACUGCCAUCCCCGCCGGCUGGUGAUUCAGAUGGAAGAAAGAUCACCGCCGGCGAUGAAUCUGAGGCAGGAACUGGCCAUGCUGCAGAGAGAGGCGGCGGUGGCGAACCAGCGGCUCGGCCCGCGCCAGGGCUUAUGGCUGCAGUCCCCUGCUGCCAUCAACGCCGCCCACGAAGCUCGCAUCCGCAGCCAGACUCCCGCUGCCGCCACCAACAACGCCGCUGCCAUCAACGCCGCCUUCGAGGCUCAAACCCAGGCGCCGACCGAUCGUCGCCGUGGCUCGGAGCAGUCCCUUGCUGCUGCCAUCGACGCCGCCCUCGAACCUCGCGGCCAGGCGCCUCCUGCUACCAUCAACGCCGCCGCCCGGCGGGCUCGCACCAAGGCACCUCCUGCUACCAUCAACGACGCCGUCGCCCCGCGAGCUGGCACCAAGGCGCCCGCUGCCACCAUCAAAGCCGCCGCCCCGCGAGCUCGGACGCAAGUGCGGACGUAUCGCCGGCGUGGCGCGGAGGAGCCGGAGCCGAGCGCGGCGGACAUGGAGGACUUCGCCAUAGCCUACCUGUUCUCCUCCUCGUGCAUGAUCCUCUAUACGUUUCUUCUUGCUUUGAAUCUCUACUAG